Messenger RNA from Annulohypoxylon truncatum, 1426 nucleotides. RefSeq lists its product as uncharacterized. Gene Ontology annotation, biological process: protein folding in endoplasmic reticulum. NCBI's taxonomy places the organism in Eukaryota, Fungi, Ascomycota, Sordariomycetes, Xylariales, Hypoxylaceae. Gene Ontology annotation, cellular component: membrane; EMC complex. The coding region runs from base 114 to 899 and encodes 261 amino acids. The transcript is spliced from 3 exons. The record is from RefSeq and is a predicted model, not a curated record.
CUAUCAUCAGUCAGCAAAUACCUAGCUCAACCUUGAAGCUUAACAUCCUGCUUUCUCUCUAAAACCAAUUUCUUAUCCAAGUCCUCAAGGGAGAAGGGGACAACUACGUCAAAAUGGCUCAAUUACCGCCGCAGACGAUCCAUAGAGAUCCCCAGCUAUUCUACUGGAUCCUACUUCCGAUUACUGUUGUUAUGAUCUUGACUGGCGUGUUACGAUACUAUGCCACCGUCCUUAUGCAAACGCCCCCUAAGAAGCUCGAUGAGAAGACUUUGAGAGAACAGCGAUCCUUGAUGCAUGGUAUGGCGGUGCGCAGCAACUAUCACGUCUUAUCCGCGCCAUCCUUCCGCACGCGACGAGACUACCUUACCAAUGCCUACGAAUCCGGCGCCUUUUUGAAAGACCCUGAUCGACGUGGCCAACCUCCCCCUAACCCGAUGACCGACCCGGGCGCCAUGGAUGGCAUGAUGGGUAUGAUGAAGAAUAACAUGGCCAUGAUGAUUCCAAACACCUUGAUCAUGAGCUGGAUCAACGCCUUCUUCAGCGGCUUCGUCAUCAUCAAGCUGCCAUUCCCUAUUACUAUUAAGUUCAAGAGCAUGUUGCAAGCUGGCGUCGCAACGAAGGAGAUGGACCCUAGAUGGAUGUCGAGUAUCAGUUGGUACUUCUUGUGUUACUUUGGUCUGCAAUUCGUCUUCAACUUCUUGCUUGGCAAUGAGAAUGCCGCAAACCAGAUGGCCCAGCAGAUGUCUGGGAUGGGAGCUCAGAAUCCUCAAAUGUUCGGACCUGGUGUUGACCCCGACAAGCAAUUUAAGACCGAAGCAGAAAACCUUGCAGUAGUUGAGCAUUACUCAAUUUUGGAUGGUGUAGAGGGUCGAUUGCUCGAGGGUAUCAAGUCUAAGUAAACGAGGUUAGGUAGCUGAUCAGCUAGACCUAAAUGCAAGUAGCUGUUGCCAACCAAACGCCAUCCCGUGCAAAAUGCAGUCAAUCGAAUGGACACGCCUAUAAUCAUUCCCACCAUAAGCAAACUCCGAGCCCCUCCUUCAUCAUGGUUCCAUCGAUGUGGUAAGGGGACAACUUCUUUGCCUUGUCCAUGGCUUCCUGGUCCGAGUUGUCGGGUCUCUGAUCAUACCACGACUCAUCCUGUACCUGAAAGCGGACCAUCUCGUUGUUAUCGUAAUACAUGGGGUCGCUGUCAGGAUCGAAUACCCAGGUCCACGCUUUCUCAUUUUGGUUGCUGAAUAAUAAUUAGUUCACUUGAAAGGUGUCGUAUGGAUCCCGUGAUACUUACUAUAGCGUAUUCUCAGGCAGCUCCUUGAAUGGGACGAAGAUAUCUUCAAAGAAAUCAGUGCGGACUGAGAUUGGAUUAGCGACCUUGCGGGGGAUCUCGUAGAGUAGGAAGCACAUACGUGUGAUGCCGGUUUCAUCAGCC